Galeopterus variegatus (Sunda flying lemur) is the source of this 888-nucleotide messenger RNA. It is a transcript of the gene SDHAF4, whose product is annotated as chromosome unknown open reading frame, human C6orf57. The record is from RefSeq and is a predicted model, not a curated record. Gene Ontology annotation, cellular component: mitochondrion. Gene Ontology annotation, biological process: mitochondrial respiratory chain complex II assembly. The transcript has 3 exons. The coding region runs from base 13 to 339 and encodes 108 amino acids. Lineage: Eukaryota; Metazoa; Chordata; Mammalia; Dermoptera; Cynocephalidae.
GCCAUUGACAGCAUGAACGUAUCACGGCUUGCCGGCUUGUUCGGCCUCCUCCCGGCCACAGCGUGGAGAUCAGCAAGAUCACCCCUUCUGUGUAAUUCUUUGAGGAAAACAAGUUCUUCUCAAGAAGGAAAGUCUGAACCUGUCAAACAAUCCCUUAAGAAGCCAAAGUUUCCAGAAGGUCGUUUUGAUGCACCAGAAGAUUCCCAUUUAGAGAAAGAACCACUGAAAAAAUUUCCAGAUGAUGUUAAUCCAGUUACCAAAGAAAAAGGUGGACCCAGGGGCCCAGAACCUACCCGAUAUGGAGACUGGGAACGAAAAGGACGCUGUAUUGAUUUUUAAGUCACAUCUUCUUUAAUUUCAGUAUUGUUUUCUGAGUAUAUCUGAAUUAACUUAGUUUUGAUUAUUUUCUUUCUUUGUAUCCUUUAAGUCAUCUAAUUUCUAUAACAUGUUUAAAAAUAUGUAUGAUGGCUUUGGAAGAACAUAUGCUGCUAUAAAUUAGGAAAGGGAAAAUAUUUUUAGAUUAGCACAUAUUAACUUUAACUCAAAUGUAUUGAGGUAUGUAAAUGGUGAUUAGAGCUGCAAACCUUUACUUCAUCAUUUUUCAGUUUAAAUUAAUCAGUUGCUUGUAAAAUGCACAUGUAAAUAAAAUUAUUUUUUUUUAAAUGAUCGUGUUAACAUGUUCUAGGUAAUAGUGGCUUUUUAAAUGUGAGUUAAAUAAUGCAUUAUAGUUUGAGGCCUCAGUAAUGACAGAAAAUCUUUAACUUGGAGUCAGAAUACUUGGGUUCUCUACUUAAUUACCUAUGUGACCUUGGGUAAGUUAUUUUAAUGUCUCUGUGCUUCAGUGGUUCUACCUCCAGGGAAGUUGAGAAGAUUAAAUGAAUAAAUACA